Drosophila montana is the source of this 885-nucleotide messenger RNA. RefSeq names its product pyridoxine/pyridoxamine 5'-phosphate oxidase. Bases 56 to 850 code for a protein of 264 amino acids. Gene Ontology annotation, biological process: pyridoxine biosynthetic process; pyridoxal 5'-phosphate biosynthetic process. Lineage: Eukaryota; Metazoa; Arthropoda; Insecta; Diptera; Drosophilidae. The transcript has 2 exons. The record is from RefSeq and is a predicted model, not a curated record. Gene Ontology annotation, molecular function: pyridoxamine phosphate oxidase activity; FMN binding.
AAAUUCAAACAAUUCUCUACAUAUUCGGCAUGUGAGUAUCGAAAUUUUUGUUCAAAUGAAGCUGGGCCCAGCUUUGAAACAGAGGCUUCGGGGUGUCGCAGCUGCGAUGCAUUUGCUGGCACCCCGCAGCCGCAAAGAAUUGCCGAUGCGUAGGAUGACCACCAGAGCUGCAUCGGAAAUUUCGCCAGAAUUGCACGAGUGUCCCAAUAACAUCGCCAUCCGGGAGCCGUAUGCCGUACUGCAAAACUGGCUGUCGGUUGCUCUGAACGAGGCAUCACGGUGCGAGCCUCGGGCGGCCUGUUUGGCCACCGUGGAUAUGGCCGGGCAGCCUGUCACGCGAAUGACCAACGUCGAGCAGAUAAAUGCCGCUGGGCUCACAUUCUAUACGACGCUGGGCAGUCGCCUGACGGGCGAGAUCACCAACAAUCCUCAUGUGUCGCUGCAGUUCUUUUGGCCGCACGUGAAACGCAGUGUACACAUUGCCGGGCAUGUCAGUCCCGUGUGCGCUCUGCAGGCACAGCUGCAGUUCGCCCGAUAUCCGCGCGAAGUGCAGCUCAGCAUGCACGGCAUACCGAGCAAAAGAAGCGGCAGGAUCAUGGAGUAUUUCGCCAAACUGUUCAAAAGUGAUCGGGAGCAGGAUGUGCCCCUGCCCCGCGAUUGGGGCGGUCUUCUAUUGAGCCCGACCUUUUAUGAGUUCUCUCAGGUCGAUCCUGAGGAGCCGGGCAGGCGGUGCAUGCGUUUUCGACGCUGCCUCACGAUGCCACGUGGUAUGAGAAAUGAAACAUGUAAUGCGGAUCGUUAUGAUUGGGUCUUUGACAGCUGCACUGACCAUGAUAGCUACAUAAUUUAAGCCUUCAUAUAAAUUCCUUUGUGUAAUAAUAAAUA